This is a messenger RNA of Aegilops tauschii subsp. strangulata, 4028 nucleotides long. NCBI's taxonomy places the organism in Eukaryota, Viridiplantae, Streptophyta, Magnoliopsida, Poales, Poaceae. The record is from RefSeq and is a predicted model, not a curated record.
UUUUGUUUGUUUCAAGGAUGACUUUGCUGUUGGGGUCUCCGGGGUCUGGGAAGACCACAUUGCUCAAGGCUUUGGCCGGACGGAUGCUAGACUCAGGACUCAAGGUGUCAGGGAGGGUGACCUACAACGGACACGGCAUGGAGGAAUUUGUCGUCGAGAAGGCAGCAGCAUACGUUAGCCAGGAGGAUCUCCACACCGGGGAGAUGACCGUUAGGGAGACGCUCGCCUUCUCCGCCGAGUGUCAAGGCACCGGUGACCGUCAGGAUUUGUUAGCCGAGCUGACGAGAAGGGAGAGGGAAGCGGACCUGACACCGGAGCACGACAUCGACGUGUUCAUGAAGAGUAGCAGAACAGAAGGAGUAGAUGGCAAGAGCAACAUAGUUACAAACUAUAUAAUGCAGAUCUUAGGACUUCAUACCUGUUCGGAUACAUUGGUUGGAAAUGACAUGGCAAGAGGUAUAUCCGGCGGACAAAGGAAACGUGUCACGAUAGGAGAAAUGCUCAUUGGUCCGGCAAGAUCCCUAUUCAUGGAUGAGAUCUCGAAUGGGCUUGACAGCUCAACUGCAUUUCAGAUAGUGAAUUUCCUAGGGCAAUUGGUCCACAUACUUGGGGGAACGGCUGUCAUCUCUUUACUUCAACCAUCACCUGAAACAUAUGAUCUUUUUGAUGAUGUCAUGCUCCUAUCAGAGGGGCAUGUUGUCUACCAAGGGCCCAAAGAGAACGUGAUUGAGUUUUUUGAGUCCCUAGGCUUCCGAUGUCCCCAGAGAAAAGCUAUUGUCGACUUCUUGUUAGAAGUGACUUCAGUUAAAGAUCAAAAGCAUUACUGGACAAGGGAUGGUCAACCUUAUCAGUACAUCACUGUGGAGAAAUUUACAGAAGCUUUUCAUGCAUUUCAUGUUGGUCAGAUAAUUCUAAAGGCCCUUGAGAUCCCAUUUGAGAAGAACCAGAGUCUCUCGCCAGCUCUAACCAAUUCAAAAUAUGGUGUGAGCAAACGGCAGUUGGUCAAUGCCAUAUCUGCUAGAGAAAUCCUACUUAUGAGAAGGAACUCGUCCCUAUACAUGGUUAAUUUUGCACAUAUGGCUAUGAUAGCAUUCAUCGCGUUAACAAUCUUCUGGAAAAGCAAUAUGCAUCGCGAUUCAUUGACUGAUGGAGGGUUAUAUCUGGGGGUGUUGUUUUUCUUUGUGGGUGAAACCAUGUUCAGCAAUUUAGGUGACCUUGGCGGAACUAUCAUGAAACUGCCACUUUUCUUUAAGGAAAGGGAUGUUUUCUAUCCGGCAUGGGCGUACACUUUGCCUCAAUGGAUUCUUAAGAUUCCCAUCACCCUUGUUGAAAUCACAAUAUUGGUUUCCAUGACAUAUUAUGCAGUUGGGUUUGACCCAAAUAUUGGGAGGUUCUUCAAGCAAUAUUUUUUGCUUCUAGCACUAAGUCAGAUGUCAUCUUCCUUGUUCCGGUUGAUUGCUGGAGUAACGAGAAACAUGUUUGCGGCAAACAUCUUUGGAACAUUUACAAUGCUUUUGCUUUUGCUGUUAGGUGGAUUUUUGCUUUCUAGCGAAAACUUCAACAAGUUUUGGUUGCUUGGAUACUGGAUCUCACCAUUGAUGUAUGCACAAACUGCAAUUUCGACAAAUGAAUUUACAUCUCACCGCUGGAGUAAAGCACUUCCUAGGUCAACAGAGCCAUUAGGAACAAGUGUCUUGAAAUCUCGAGGGAUAUUUGUGGAGGCAAAAUUGUACUGGAUUGGCUUAGGUGUACUGAUUGGAUACACAAUUAUAUUUAAUGGCCUCUACACCGCAGCUUUUACAUACUUCAAAACACAUGGUAGAGGCUUUUCAUCAUUGACAAACAAGGCACUAGACAAAAAAUUUGCAAAACUGAGUAGGGAUGCUCCCUUAAAAAGAUCUCACCAAAAAAGAGUAAUGAAUGAAAUGGAGAGUCCUACAAACAACGGAAGGGUAUCGCUUCCAUUUGUGCCACUUUCACUUACCUUUGACAACAUAAGGUAUUCAGUAGACAUGCCAAAGGAAAAUAAAGCACGGGGUGAGACAAAAGAUCGUUUGGAAAUACUAAAGGGUGUGAGUGGUUGCUUUAGACCAGGUGUGCUGACUGCAUUAAUGGGCAUUAGUGGUGCCGGAAAAACAACGUUGAUGGAUGUGUUAGCAGGAAGGAUAACCGGAGGCUACAGAGAGGGGACAAUAACUAUCUCGGGCUACCAAAAGAAGCAAGAAACCUUUUGUCGUAUAUUUGGAUACUGUGAGCAGUCAGAUAUCCACUCUCCACACUUGACUAUUCUUGAGUCACUUCUAUUCUCCGCGUGGCUUCGAUUACCAUCAGAAAUUGACUCAUUAACAAGAAGGAUAUUUGUUGAGGACGUGUUGGAGAUCUUGGAGCUCACAUCAUUGGGAGGUGCACAAGUUGGAUAUCCUGGAGGAUAUGGUCUCUCAAUUGAGCAACGGAAGAGGCUGACCAUUGCAGUAGAGCUUGUAGCUAAUCCUUCUAUUAUUUUCAUGGACGAGCCAACAUCGGGGCUUGAUGCUAGGGCUGCAGCAAUUGUAAUGAGGACUGUCAGGAACCUGGUGGACACUGGUAAAACUGUUGCCUGCACCAUUCACCAGCCAAGCAUAGACAUAUUUGAAACUUUCGAUGAGCUUUUUCUACUGAACCGAGGAGGGGAGGAGAUCUAUGUUGGUCCACUGGGCGAGCAAUCUUUGAAUAUGAUCACAUACUUUGAGGGAAUAGGCGUUAAUAGGAUACAAGAUGGGUAUAACCCCGCAACUUGGAUGUUGGAGGUAACCUCAACAUUACAAGAGCAAAUGUUGGGGAUUAAUCUUUCUGUAAUAUUCAAACAAUCAGAGCUAUAUCAGAAGAACAAGGCCUUGAUAAAGGAACUAAGUAUGCCUCCUCCUAGCUCAACCGAUCUCCAUUUUCCUGAUGAGUAUUCACAAUCUUUAGUGAAGCAAUGCUUAAUAUGCUUAUGGAAGCAAAACUUAUCAUAUUGGAGGAACAUUCAUUACACUGGGAGUAGAUAUUGUAUCACCAUAAUCAUAGCACUGCUUUUUGGCACGGUAUUCUGGGACCUUGGAAUGAAAAGAGCGAGACGACAAGAUUUGUUCAAUUCCAUGGGGUCCAUGUACGCUGCCAUUCUAAUGAUCGGUAUUUCGAAUGCAUCGGGUGUCCAACCGGUGAUUGCAAUGGAAAGAAUAGUGUUCUACAAGGAAAGAGCAUCUCAAAUGUACUCAUCCCUACCGUAUACAUUUGCACAGGUUGUAAUUGAGCUCCCAUACGUACUCGUUCAAUCUCUUAUUUAUGGAGUUUUGGUGUAUGCAAUGAUAGGAUUUGAGUGGACUGCAACCAAAUUCUUUUGGUACUUGUUCUUCAUGUACUUCACAUUCUUGUACUUCACAUUCUUUGGGAUGAUGGCUGCGGGACUUUCACCCAGUGGUGGUAUCGCAGCAAUUAUAUCAUCUGCAUCCUAUGGCCUAUGGAACUUGUUCUCUGGGUUUCUCAUCCCAGUUUCUAGAAUUCCUAUCUGGUGGAGUUGGUAUUACUGGAUAUGCCCGGUUGCAUGGACAUUGUAUGGUCUAGUCACUUCACAAUUUGGGGAUGUCGAGGAGAAACUUGAGACUGGUGAGACUGUAGCAGAGUUCCUGAGGAGCUACUAUGGUUUCAAGCAUGAAUUCUUGGGAGUGAUUGCCACAGUGACUAUGGGAUGCACUGUGGCUUUCGCCCUCUUGUUUGGCUUUUCUAUCAAGUAUAUCAACUUCCAAAGGAGAUGAGGCUUUAACAAAACUAGUAGUGGCAAGAAGAAAUUAUAGUCUCCUUGCGAAAUAUGGUCGAGAAGUAUAUUUAGUGUCAGAUAUAUCCGUCACACCCCACAUAUAGACAAGGUGGUGUUGACAGGGAGGCACCAUGGUCGGAAUUGUGACCACGUGUGGCAUGCGUGAGUUAUUGGCUAGGUCUAUGUGUAAGUGUUGUUAAAACUCUCUGUAGUCAUCCUAUCAAAUUUUCAAAAAAAGAAAUGGGUAAACUCU